GCUCCUCAAACGCGUCGAAAGCACAGCAGGCUUCACCUGGACGUUCACGGACGAGUGGUACUCUUAGAUCUUCACAAUGAAGAGAAAUCACGACUUCAGCUCCUCUGACAGCGAAUUAGAUGAAAAUAUUGAAGUGGAGAAGGAGAGCGCUGAUGAAAACCUGGGUAUGAGUCCUCCACUCGAAUCGGUUUCUCCUUCCACUACUCAAGUACAAGCAAGAAAACGUCGCCGAGGGAUCAUUGAAAAGAGGCGCAGAGACCGCAUUAAUAACAGCCUGUCCGAACUGCGCCGCCUUGUUCCCAGUGCUUUUGAGAAACAGGGCUCAGCUAAACUGGAGAAAGCCGAGAUCUUGCAGAUGACUGUGGAUCAUUUGAAGAUGCUUCAUGCAGCUGGAGGCAAAGGUUACUUUGACGCCCAUGCUUUGGCGAUGGAUUACCGUGGCUUGGGUUUCCGCGAGUGUCUGGCGGAGACAGCCCGAUACCUGAGCAUCAUCGAGGGUCUGGACAACACUGACCCACUCCGCAUCCGCUUGGUGUCCCACUUGACCAACUACGCCACUCAGAGAGAGGCUCACACAGGUCUCGGGCAUUUAGCCUGGGGCUCGGCGUUCAGCAGCCCUCACAUGGCACAUCACCUCCUCUUACCACAGCAUCAACAAGGGGCAUCGUUAUCACGCAACCCCAGCAGUCCUGCGUCCUCAUCCUCAUCGUCGCCCUCCUCCUCACCAUCAGCGCCCUCCUCAGAAUCCCAUGGCUGCAGCAGGCUUUCUGUCAAGGCGAUCAGCGAGGCAGGACAUAGCAGACCGCUCAGGGUACCCCCUGCAACCGGCGCCAUUCCCCCAGGGCUCACGCCAGCUUCCGCAUCUAAGAUUUCUCCCCCACUUCUUACAUCACUGUCCAGUAUCUCGGCUUUUCCCUUUCCACUAAGCGCUUUUCCCCUGCUCUCACCCAGCACACUGGGUCACACCCCAUCCAGUAGCCUGGGGAAGCCCUAUCGCCCAUGGAACAUGGAGAUCGGUGCUUUCUGAACUCUUAAACCAGAUCACGUGGAGAAAUGACUUUUUUUCAGACCAGAAAAGACUCGAACGAUGUGAGUUUGCAGGUCAGGACUCAACAAAGUGGAAAGACAACGCAGGACUUAUGUACCAGAAAAUUAGUUGUAUGUGUUUUUUGUUGUUGGUUUUUGCAGAUUUUUUUACUUAAAAUUUCAUGUCCUUUAAAUUUGAGCUAAUCAGGGAUAGGUUCUGCUGGUAGCCUGAUUAAAGUCUUAAGAUGAUUAAUGGUUUUCUUUCUUAGUUAAACAGGGUGCUGUGCUGGUACAAUGCCCUGCCUGGAUGCUGAUGCUGAUAGAAAGAUAAAGGAAAUGUCCUGAUAUAAUGGAGGUUUUGGGGCUGAGGUACUGUUACAGCAAAAUAGUUGGCACUGAGUGUUAAAACUAGAACCAGGUUUUUAUAAUAAUGAAAAGUACUAAGUAAUAUCAGUGUGUAGUUCCAAACGAGAGGCAGAAUAUUGUCCACCCCCAUGUCUUAAUAUUUCAAUUAAGCCUGAUAAAAUCCAGUCCCCGAGUCAUAUUUAGAAUUGACAGGCUCAUGGGUAAAAUAUAAAGGGAUUAUUUGACUCCCUCUUACGUCUUGGCAAGAUACCAUUGUUUUAUAUUAUGUUUGUAUUUGACUUUGUAUUUCUGCAAAGUUUAAGAGCUAUGCAAUCGAUCUGUGGUAUUACAAGAUUACGAAAUCUCUAUGGUUUAAGAUCUGGCGCGUUCUUGUGUAUAAAUGCAUACAGUAAAAGCUAUGCAACGGAGACAUUUUUUGUUCAUAUCUAUUUAUAUGAAAUGUCUUGAACUGUGGUAGUCAGUGUUGGGGGUUUUAUUUGCUUUUUAACCCCUUCUAAUAUUGUGACAAGCUUUUAACACUGUUUCAGAAAGGACAAUCUCUCAAAAAGUCACUUAAUAAAUAAUGUAAAAUAUCA
Silurus meridionalis is the source of this 1967-nucleotide messenger RNA. It is a transcript of the gene hey1, whose product is annotated as hes-related family bHLH transcription factor with YRPW motif 1. The coding region runs from base 77 to 1027 and encodes 316 amino acids. The record is from RefSeq and is a predicted model, not a curated record. Gene Ontology annotation, biological process: Notch signaling pathway; anterior/posterior pattern specification; circulatory system development. Gene Ontology annotation, molecular function: RNA polymerase II cis-regulatory region sequence-specific DNA binding; protein dimerization activity; DNA-binding transcription factor activity, RNA polymerase II-specific. NCBI's taxonomy places the organism in Eukaryota, Metazoa, Chordata, Actinopteri, Siluriformes, Siluridae. The transcript has 5 exons. Gene Ontology annotation, cellular component: nucleus.